Helianthus annuus (common sunflower) is the source of this 3004-nucleotide messenger RNA. Its product is annotated as putative F-box protein At1g32420. NCBI's taxonomy places the organism in Eukaryota, Viridiplantae, Streptophyta, Magnoliopsida, Asterales, Asteraceae. Gene Ontology annotation, molecular function: protein binding. The record is from RefSeq and is a predicted model, not a curated record. Bases 1293 to 2489 code for a protein of 398 amino acids. The transcript is spliced from 4 exons.
ACACACACACACACUUCCACUGUACUCUCUCUUUCCCUUGCAGAAAACAACCUCCAUCACCGCCAUACAUGACCACCACCAUCAUAAACCACAGCCACGAGACCACCACUGCAACUACUACGAUUAGCCAACACAAUCGCCGCCAUCACCAACCACCCCACCACCAUAAACCACCACCGCCACGAGAUCAUCACUGCAACCACCACCACAAACCAUCACAACCGCCGCCAUCACCAACCACCACGAAAGCAGAUCUGACGAUUUCGGAGCGAAAUCUGUUGCUGCUUCAGAAGAUUCAAGCGCAAAGCAAGAUUCAAUAGGGAUUUAUCGGAAGUUGGUUUGACGGUCUCAAUUUUUUUCUUCUUUGAUGUGGGUUUUCUUAUGCUUGUGCUUCUUCUUUGUGUGUUCUUCUGGCACGACGUCGUUUUCCAGCAUUGGAGUGUCGGUUUCUGUAUCUAUUGUGUCCCUUUUGUACUUCUUGCCCAUUGAUUUAGGCAGAAAACUGAUCGAAGAAGAUGGACGACAUGUAAUUUCCAAAUGAAGUAUAAUCGCAGAGUAUUGUGAGUGAAGAUCUUGAUGAAAUUUUUUGGCAGAGUAUUGCAGUGUAAUAUUUGGCUGGUUUUCUAUUGUUUUCGAUGAUUUUUUUUUGUUGGGUAUGAAGAUCUUGAAUGGGGCUGUAAUUCGGUGAUAAAUUAUUGUGAGUGGGGCGGCACUAGUGGUGGUGGGUGUUUGGAGGUGGUGGCAGUGGUGGGGAUGGUGGCUGUGCGGUGGUGUUUAUAGAGAGAGGAGAGACUUGUACUUAUGUGCAUAUAAGACUUGUACUUUGUGUGUAAAUGACCAAAUUACCCUUUUAGUUAACACACUUGAUGGAUGAAGUUAGAAAAUUGGACUCAAAUAGUUAAGAAAACUGGUUAUAGGGACUCAGGUCGUUAAACAUUUUGAUUUUGGAUUCAAGUGGUUAAAACCCCUAAAAUACAGGGACUCAAAAAGUAAUUUACCCUUUUUUUUAAAUAGCGAUGUACUACCAGUUGUCGAAACCAACCACUUCCCAUCAUAACUGAGUUCCACCAACCACCGCGUUCCGACGGGCUACGGCGGCGACCACCGUCCUCGACGGCAGUCUGACGGUCCGGCCACCCUAUCUCAUCAUCUCUGACCAUUCAAUUUGGAGAAUCUGGCGAAAUAAGUGAUUGAUUUUGUCGAAUUUGCUACUUUUAUUGGCUGCUGAAAUGGUUAUUAUUUGCUACUUUGCAUUAAACGGUUUCGAUCACAAUUGAUACCCCGAAAUAGCAAUGUCUGAUCACAUACCUUUCGAGAUUCAAGUGGAAAUCAUCAAAAGGCUUCCUAUAAGAUCAUUGAUUCGGGUCAGAUCUGUUUCAAAAGCAUGGAAAUGUGUUAUCGAGUCUUCUGAUUUCAUUGCUGAGUACACCGUCCGUAACCAUGAUCAACCGCAACAUUUGCUUAUAAAGUACUACAAUGUGUACGGUGAGGAAACAUAUGAUUCGAUUGUAGAGGAUGAUACGUUCCCCCAAAACAAGGUUUCUCUUGCUGUUCCUUUGUCGGUUGACCUACUUUGGAAUUCAUAUGUCGUCGGUGCCUCUUGUGGAUUGGUUUGCUUGUUCGGUUUUUAUCGGCAUGACGAUGAUGCUGAAUAUCCUCCUGGAGAGGCGACGGCUGUUCUUUGGAAUCCUUCGAUUAGAAAAUCAGUUGCUAUCCCCGUACCUGAUGUGGAUGGAUACGAUGAAGCGACUUUUGGCUUUGGGGUUUGCCCUGCAACUAGUGACCCUAAGAUUGUAAAGAUUACCGAAAGGAAGAUGAAAGAUGUAGCUUGUAGCAGCCGUUGGCAGGUUAAGGUUUUUAGUUUAAGCUCUGGGGUUUGGAGAAACUCAUUUGGUAAUCUGUCUGAUAGCUUAGCUGAUUUCAUGGGGCCUCGCUCUCAGGUAACCAUACGUGGUUUUCAUUACUGGUUUGGUGUUGGAGACGCCAUUGGUGGUGAUACUGGAUUUUGUUUUCUUAUUUCAUUUGAUUUGACAAGUGAAGAAUUUAGAGAGAUAUACCUCCCUAAUGAGUUAGCAUUCCAUGAUUCAACGGGGUUGCAUGUAUUCAACCUUUGUGAUUCUCUUGCCGUGCUUCAGGAGUGGUUAAUGGACGAUAUAAUUGAAGUGUGGAUGAUGGAAAAUGGUGAUUCAAAAUCGUUUACAAAGGUUUUCACCAUUGACAAACCAUCAUAUUGUUUAAGUCGGCCGUUGGAAUUUAGGUGGAACGGUGAACUUAUGAUGAGAAUGGAAAAUAACACUGGAGAUUUUGAAGUGCUUAUAGAUUAUGACCCCUUCUCAGAACACAUAAAUGAUCUUGGGAUUGAAAGCCAAUGUCACACAUUAGCCGUGACCUCGUACACAGAAUCUUUAAUUCUGAUUAAUCAGUUAGAUACAGUAGUUGAUGACGAGGAUGAUGAAGAGAUUAGUGUUGAGCAAGAAAGAAAGGUAUAGAGAUCAAAGAGCAAUUACUUCAUGAUAUUUCAAACAGAUCCCAUUUUGUUAUUUAAAGAUUCUAUGUUAAGGAAGUCCUUGCACCAGAAUACUUGCAUAUGCUUGGAAUCGUAAAUGGAAACUUAAAACUCAAAAACAUUUCAGUUGGAGAAGAUGGUCCGUCACAGAUUUUGACCUUUCACUUUGGUGCUCAGUGAACACAACUCAAGUCUAGAUUCUUAUAUGCAUUUGUUGUUCUAAAUGUAAGCGUAUAACCGCUUUUCUUUCUCCCUUUUGUUACAUACUCAAAUCUUGUUAACUGGCAAACAAAGUAUGAGGCUACUAGAUGUGGUGCAGUUGAUAUACAGCCUUCCUUCAUAGUUCAUAGUGGGCUAAGCUGAAUUGGGUUAGACUACAGUUUCAUCUUUUGAUGUCUAAAAUCUCUUAAACAUCAAAAACUAUCGUUGGUUUGUAUCUUGGAUCACUUAACAACGAUUUAUAGCUUUAUUUGGCUAUUUAGUUAAUUUCAUUAUUAA